AUGGAGCUUAGUGAGGAAGAUACCAAUUCAAGGGAGGAACCAGACCUCGAAUUAGGCAUUGCCAUAGACCAUCCAAGCUUCAGUCAAAUUGAAGAACUAAAUCAUGAGUCUAGACAUCAGCCUGUGGUCAAAAAGGAGGAAGUGAAGCCCAUGGGGUCAUUGGUGAAACAAAGGGAUUUUGGGAUUGCCCUUUUUGUUCACUGUCUAUUGGAAGAAUUCUGUCUUCAAACAGAAUCAGAUGCAAGCAGACAACUUCUCUUAUACUUGGCUUUGAAGGAGCAGUUCCUGAAGUCUAUCAGGAUACCCUACUUUCUGGAAAUCUUUAGUGAUUUAUGCUUGGAAACAAGUGCUGUACACUUGGCCUUGUAUCAGGAAGCAUUCAGAAAACUAAUUAAGACUGUGAAGGGUACAGUUGACCAAGAAAAUUUAUCCAUUUCCUUCAACAGUCAUUUAGUUGAUUUCUCUCCCCUUCCAUUGGUCAUCAAAUAUUAUGAAGAUCAGAGUCUUUUGAGUCAGCAACCUUCAACUGGCCUUGUAUUCUCAUCAUAUCGGUACAAGACAGAAUUCCAGGAACUUAGUCCUCUUGGAUUCGGAGGCUUUGGUCAUGUCUUCCGUGCCAUUCAUCGUCUUGAUGGACAGGAGUAUGCCAUCAAGAAGAUCAUCUUCUCGUAU
This is a messenger RNA of Darwinula stevensoni, 672 nucleotides long. The record is from the annotation of a GenBank genome assembly. NCBI's taxonomy places the organism in Eukaryota, Metazoa, Arthropoda, Ostracoda, Podocopida, Darwinulidae.